Molecule: messenger RNA, 1124 nt
Organism: Hevea brasiliensis (rubber tree)
Lineage: Eukaryota; Viridiplantae; Streptophyta; Magnoliopsida; Malpighiales; Euphorbiaceae
Product: ras-related protein RABH1b
Exons: 6
Coding region: 241-864 (207 amino acids)
Molecular function (GO): GTP binding; GTPase activity
Source: RefSeq, a predicted model, not a curated record
UUCCGUGGUUGGGUCCAACCCAAUGCACCACUUGACCAACGUACGAUUACGAAGCUGCCUGUUUCAAAAUCAAACCCCGCAAGGCCAGCUUACGUCGAUCCCUCUUCCUCUCCCUCUCCAAAAAUAUAAAUACACACCAGAAAUUCCUAAUAUCGAAGAGUGAUUCUCCGAUUUAGGGAUCUAAUCGUCGAGGAAUUCUCGGCGAGAUCUCGACUUCGGAUACUGUGAUAGAUCCGUCUAAUGGCUCCAGUUUCGGCACUGGCCAAGUACAAGCUGGUGUUCUUGGGUGAUCAGUCUGUUGGCAAAACUAGUAUCAUCACUCGCUUCAUGUACGACAAAUUCGACAACACCUAUCAGGCAACUAUUGGUAUCGAUUUUCUAUCAAAGAUAAUGUAUCUUGAAGAUCGAACUGUUAGAUUGCAGCUCUGGGACACUGCUGGACAGGAAAGGUUCAGAAGCCUCAUUCCAAGCUAUAUUAGGGAUUCCUCAGUGGCUGUUAUUGUUUAUGAUGUUGCAAGCAGGCAGUCAUUCCUGAACACUUCUAAGUGGAUUGAAGAGGUUCGCACUGAGCGGGGCAGUGAUGUCAUCAUUGUACUAGUUGGGAAUAAGACAGACCUGGUAGACAAAAGGCAAGUUUCAAUAGAGGAAGGAGAAGCCAAAGCUUGUGAUCUCAAUGUCAUGUUUAUUGAAACUAGUGCAAAAGCUGGCUUCAAUAUAAAGGCACUGUUUCGGAAGAUUGCAGCAGCCUUGCCAGGAAUGGAAACACUUUCUUCAACUAAGCAAGAGGACAUGGUAGAUGUCAAUCUGAAGUCUUCCAACACAAAUGCAUCAUCUCCGCCAGAGUCUGGAGGUUGUGCCUGUUGAUACACAAAAUUGAGAUCUAAGCUUACUCUGUUUGCAGCAUUUUACUUGGAUGCUUAUGUGAUCCUACACAUGUAAAGUUUGUGAUCCCCUUGUAGCAUUUGGUAUUUGACUGUUGUUUGAUUGUUUAAGAGGUAUAAGUUGCCGAGAGGAGACUAAAUAGUAGUUAGGCUUGUCUUUUACGUGUAUUUCUUGCGGAACUCUCGAGACGGGAAUUGUGUAAAAUCUUCUGUUUGUAUUCCGUUUAGUUUCAUUGUUGCAAA